Messenger RNA from Sabethes cyaneus, 1332 nucleotides. RefSeq lists its product as uncharacterized. The transcript has a single exon. NCBI's taxonomy places the organism in Eukaryota, Metazoa, Arthropoda, Insecta, Diptera, Culicidae. Gene Ontology annotation, molecular function: zinc ion binding; nucleic acid binding. The record is from RefSeq and is a predicted model, not a curated record. Bases 1 to 1332 code for a protein of 443 amino acids.
AUGGCUACCCCAGAGCUAAUGCAAACUCUCACACAAAUGUUAGCGGAUGCCAUAAAAUCCUCCAUUCAGAACACUUUGGGACAAGUGAACCCUGCUCCUGGAGAACAAGCAGCACCACUUGUUAAACCUCCAUCGUUUUCAGUUCCUGAAUACCGUUCCGCAGACCACACAACGGUGGCAGACUAUUUCGAACGGUUCGAAUGGUCACUACAAUUGAGUAAAAUUCCUGCUGACCAAUACGCACACUAUGCUCGAGUGCAUAUGGGAACGGAACUGAAUAACGCCAUUAAAUUCCUGGUGAGUCCCCGCGAUCCAGUGGAAAUUUCUUUCGAAGAGCUCCGUACCACAUUAGUUGGCCAUUUUGAUCAGGUAAAGAACAAGUACGUCGAAAGCAUCAAGUUCCGAGAAAUUAUGCAACAAAAAGACGAAUCCGUAUCUAGUUUCGUUCUUCGGCUCAGACAAGGUGCUGUGUACUGCGAAUAUGGAGAAUUUCUGGAUAGAAUGCUAACGGAGCAAAUGUUACACGGCCUCGAUUCUCGUGAGUUGUGCGAUGAAAUUAUCUCCAAAAAACCGGCCACUUUUAAGGAUGCUUUUGAAAUCGCCCACACUCUUGAAACCACCCGCAAUACGGUCAAGGAAGUAAGAACGGUGCAACCCACGUUAACUCCAGAAUCUACCAACAAGUUAGGUUAUGAGCAGCCGAAAACACGGAGAGCUAAUUGGAACUCCCGUUUCUCGUCACAAGAAUACAAUGGCAGAGAGAAACCUGUCAUUAGCAGUAGCGUAUGCAGUGGGUGUGGUGGUCAGCACACACGAAGUCAGUGCAAAUUCCGCAAUACCACUUGCUUCACUUGUGAGAAAAAAGGACACAUCGCUAAAGUCUGCAGAUCCAGUAAGCAGAGAUCACCGGAGCACACUGCUUCACAAGUACAGUCAGAGGAAUUGCCAACUCCACAAAUGGACGAGGCUCAGUCGCUAAGUAAAAUUAAUUCCGUUGCUCCGUUCGGGAAAAAGUUAAUCAGCGUAAAGAUCGACGGUCACCCUGUAAAAAUGGAAAUCGACACUGGAGCGCCUUGUGGUAUCAUCAGCGAAAGCAGUCUGCGAACAAUCAAACCCACAUUCAGGUUAAAAGAAUCUGACCGACAAUUCUCUAGCUACACCGGUCAUCGGAUUACGUGUUUGGGUCGUCUGCCAGUAAACGUCAGUAUCGGAACAAGUACACGCAAGCUUGAUUUACACGUUGUAUCUGGAGACUACGACACCCUAUUCGGAAGAGAAUGGAUUUCGCAAUUCACAGCAGAAGUGGAUCUAAAUACGUUGUGCAAUCAGUAG